Aethina tumida (small hive beetle) is the source of this 522-nucleotide messenger RNA. RefSeq lists its product as uncharacterized. The record is from RefSeq and is a predicted model, not a curated record. The coding region runs from base 45 to 428 and encodes 127 amino acids. Gene Ontology annotation, cellular component: ciliary base. Lineage: Eukaryota; Metazoa; Arthropoda; Insecta; Coleoptera; Nitidulidae. The transcript is spliced from 3 exons.
UGUCAUAAUUUUGUGUCAGUUUAUUUAAUUUUUUUCUCUUCGAAAUGGUAAAGUUAAUUGAAAAUGUACUCAAAGAAAGGAACCUUAAAGAAGUAAAGUACUUUAAGAUAUACGACUCUUACCGACAUGUAUAUAACAAACCUCUUUUGACUACAAAAUUCUAUUCGAAACAUGAAGGCGACUUCGAAGAUUUAAAUAUGGAGAUCAUGAAUCGAAUUCGAUUAAACUAUCUAGAGGGACCCAAAGAAAAAUAUAAAAAACCUGUGACCUCAAACCAAGAGUACGGUUGGUAUCCGAGAUUCAGUGAACAUGAUCCAAGAUUUGGUUUUCCUCGUGUCAUUGAUAAAACCACCGAGGUAAUGUUGGAAUUAAGGAGACAGACUAAAAACGAGCCCAAAUUUACUGGAGUGCCAUUUUUAUUACAAUAAUACUUCUUCGCGAGGAAAAAAACAAAUAUAUUUGUUAAAAUAAUGCCUUUCUUCAAGUUUUACAAUGACAACACAGAAUAAAUAAAUACUAACA